Molecule: messenger RNA, 1638 nt
Organism: Erinaceus europaeus (western European hedgehog)
Lineage: Eukaryota; Metazoa; Chordata; Mammalia; Eulipotyphla; Erinaceidae
Gene: GPR55
Product: G protein-coupled receptor 55
Exons: 2
Coding region: 108-1088 (326 amino acids)
Biological process (GO): positive regulation of Rho protein signal transduction; phospholipase C-activating G protein-coupled receptor signaling pathway
Cellular component (GO): membrane
Molecular function (GO): G protein-coupled receptor activity
Source: RefSeq, a predicted model, not a curated record
AUGAGGAAGCCUGUCUGAGAGGGAGGUGGCUUUUUCUCCUCCCUGCAGGCUGGUGAUAGAACCAGGAGCAGAAAAUGACAAAGUGACAUCCACAGCUGGCUUGGCAUAUGGGACCACCCACAGGGAGGAACAUGAGCGGGUCCAAUAACAUGAACUGCUCCUUCAGUGACGUGGACAACUUGUCAUCCACACUGCAGUUGGCUGUGCACAUCCCCACCUUCUUCCUGGGCCUGCUGCUCAACCUGCUGGCUAUCCGGGGCUUCAGUGGCUUUCUGAAGAAGAGGUGGGAGGGCUAUGCUGCCACGGCCAUCUACAUGAUCAACCUGGCCGUCUUCGAUCUGGUGCUGGUUCUCUCCCUACCAUUCAAGAUGGCACUGUCUUACCAUAGGGCACAGUCCCAGCCCCUCUGCACCAUAGUGGAAUGCCUCUACUUUGUCAGCAUGUAUGGAAGCAUCUUCACCAUCAGCUUUAUCAGCCUGGACCGCUACCUGGUCAUCCGCUAUCCGAUGCUGUUCAGCCACUUCCGGUCCCCCACAAAGACCUUCGGCAUCUGCUGCACCAUCUGGGUCUUGGUGUGGUUGGGCAGCAUCCCAGUCUACAGGUUCCAUAAAGGCCAGAAGAGCUACAGGUGCUUCCACAACAUGACAAACGACACCUGGAAGCCUGAGAUCGUCCUCCCUCUUGAAGUCUUCGGCUUCUUGCUGCCUCUGGGCGUGGUGGUCUUCUGUUCCUCCAGAACCAUCUGUGUUCUACUCAGUCGCCGAAACCUCACCCAGGACUGGGCCCAGCAGAAGGCCUGCAUCUGGACCAUCGCAGCCAACUUGGCCGUCUUCGUGAUCUCCUUCCUCCCUGUGCACCUGGGCUUCCUCCUACAGUUCCUGGUGCGUAACAACACAAUUAUGAAUUGCCCAGCCAAGCAGAGCAUCAGUAUGUUCCUGCAGUUGUCCUUGUGCUUAUCCAACAUGAACUGCUGCCUGGAUGUCUUCUGCUACUACUUCAUCAUCAAAGAGUUCCGUGCAGGCCUCAGGGCCCACCGUCCUUCCAGGGUACCGCUGGUUCGUCAGGACACUGUGAACACCAGGAACUAAAGGGAGAAAUCCCAGCCCAGAAUACGAGCAGCAGACACCCUGCACCGAGGUGUUUACUAUGACCUGACGAAACGCAGUGCCUUUACCACCAGGCUUCCCCUGCCAACACUUGUUGGGUGCCAUCUUUGUUCAUAGCACCCAAACAAAGAUGUCUUCCUGGCACCCAACAGUUUCACAAAAGUCACCCAGAAUUUUGGAGGUUUCAGAAGAACCCCAGAAGUAGAUGGAGGCUUGAUUUCUAAGUCCAUGCUUUUGCACGAAGUGGAAGAGUUGAGAAACGGGGUGAGGUCAUGUGAAUGAGACUGAUUCCCAACUCUCCCCUUCCUGCCCUGUUAGAAGUUAAGGUUCUGGAAGGAACUAGAGAGAUGAACUAGGAGAAUUAAGAGGGUUGGUCAUGGCAGAGGCUGGCCUGGGCUCUGAUGGAAAUGUUAGGGAUGAGUCAAACCCAUUUUUAUUUUUGAGGUCUCAGGGUGGAGCAGCCUUUCCGGUCCCUUGUGGGGCUUUGCUGGCUAACAACCUCACAGAAAUGACAGUCGGUUGUGUACGAGUG